AUGCCCAGGACCUUGCCCUGGCUCCUUGACCAGACUGGCGCGGGGCGCGUCAAGCAAGAGUCGGCCCCGCGCAAGCGCGUCAAAACGGAACCCAUUCCGGAUCGCGACUUGACCACCAAGAAACUCCCAUCCUCACCCGAGAAACAAGAUUUCUUCAGAUCAUAUCACGAUGAUGUCUGGGUCAUGGUCGAAGACGAGUUCUACGCCGUCGCGCAAACCUUCACGCAGCAUCUUCACUAUGCGGAAUAUGUCCGGCGCAAGAAGGAAGCCAAGGCCCAGAGUGCCAUGGGUAUAGAAGAACCCGACAGGCCUACAGAUGGCAGGACAGCAAUGCCCAAGCAGCUCCAGCACAAGAAAAAUGCCGAGGCGCUUGCGACGCGCCAGAAGGCUGGGCUGGAUCUUCUACUCGAGGGACAGACGGAUGAGAAAGAUGAUACCGAGGAAGACGAUACAUGGGCUGGAACACAUCUCCACGACCUGAUGACUAGCCCGAGAAAAACACGGUCGUUGGUCGGUGCGCGGGCCUUGAGGUCUUCUACUCGGGCUGCGGCUGGCUUUGGACAAGCCCCUGCCUCAAACUGCAGUCAAGUACCAGGAAUCAGUAGAGUGGAUUCAGUGGCAUCUACAAGAUCUAAACAGCCCGACGCUCAGGUUCUCGACUUGGAUCAGGAGACUGCGUCGGAGGAUGACGAUCUCGAGUUACAAUCUAGCACUGUUGCUGCGCCACGCACGAGGGAAAUGGAAUCCAAUGCGUCGAGUGCUUCAAAUACGCCAAUUCCCUACAAGAAAGAUCCCCGACAAUCUACAUCAUCUCGUCUGGCAUUAGCCAAGGAGAAAGAGAAGCCGGCUUCUGCACGCAACAGCCAGAAGCCAUCCGACGGAUUCAAGUCGAGAAUGGAAAUCUUAUUCGAUGAGCUUGAUGAGCUGCCAGCGCCAUCUGCGCAAGACACUUCUAUCUCCGACAAAGAAAAAGAACUACCUUCCGUUGGGGGAAUGCCCCAGGUGGAAUCGGGCGAAGACAAAUUGGAGCCCAGCAAAUCCCGCUAUACCGAAGUUCCGACAUUUUUGGUGUGA
Penicillium alfredii is the source of this 1074-nucleotide messenger RNA. RefSeq lists its product as uncharacterized. The record is from RefSeq and is a predicted model, not a curated record. Lineage: Eukaryota; Fungi; Ascomycota; Eurotiomycetes; Eurotiales; Aspergillaceae. The transcript has 2 exons. Bases 1 to 1074 code for a protein of 357 amino acids.